GUUGGCUCCUUCUGGAUGCGUGUAGUGUGGUGUGGUUAUCCUCACGGUUGUCAGGUGGCUGACAGUUCCUCAGUUGUCAUUUCUGAAUUUCCAUUUUGUACGAUAGAGCUGCAACUUUUCGUUCCAGAAUUUUGUGGAGAAACAAUAAAAUCUUGGGAAAAUUCGAUGAGGAAAUCAUCUGUAUAACGCAUCAGUUUUAUCUGGACGGAGCCGCAAGCAACAAUAGCAAGAAUGUCCUUAAAUACUGCGCAAUUGAAUGGUGGAGUGCUGAUUCAUAAUGGGGAACAGAUUCUUCUCUUCUCCGAAGACGUCAGCUUAGAAUGGUCAGGACAGGAAGGAGGUGCCUUCAAAGGCACCAAGAAGGGUAGCAUAUACCUGACAACGCAUCGGGUUAUAUUUCUCAACAAAACUACUUCAGAUGAACUGCAAAGCUUCAGCUUUCCUUUUGUUACACUCAGUGAGGUAGAGAUAGAGCAACCUGUUUUUGGAGCAAACUAUAUCAAAGGAAAAGUACGAGCACAACCAAAUGGUAACUGGGUUGGAGAAGCGAAGUUCAAGCUGACUUUUAAAAGUGGUGGGGCUAUAGAAUUUGGACAGUCUAUGCUGAAAGCUGCUCAUCUUGCCACUAGAGGGGGAAUGCAAGCGCCACCUCCACCAUAUGUUCCUCCACAGAACCAGUGGUAUGCUGCACCACCUCCAGCUUAUGCACCACCUCCUCAAGGUUACUAUGGCUGGGUGCCCCCGACCAAUGUAUUUCCAUCAUCUCCACCAGCUGGUGCAGUCUUCAUGACUGACAACCCACCUCCGUACCCGGGUAUAGUUCCUGGAUAUCAGGGGGGUCCUCCUGGAUACCCAGCGCAGGCUCCUCCCGGGUAUCCUGGACCACCCGGUUACCCUGGACAACCGGGACCUACCACAAACAACUUUCAGCAGGGAGCGCAUGGAAACACGAGUGCUGCAGAUGCUAAGGCAGCUGAAGCAGCACAAUCAGCUUACUAUGACCCGAAUCGGCCACAAAUGGCUUAUGUACCACCACCAGCAUACUAUGUGAGUUUUAUAUAAUACUUUAUUUCCUAUAUAGUUUGAUACGCAUACUGUUGGCAGAUCAGUUACCUACACUGGACAAAAUUAGUUGUUUAUGAAGAAUUCAGCAGACAUUUUGCAGGGUAGUUCAGAAGAAGUGUUAAAAUCUUAUUAGAUGUUUGUUUCACUACGAUAGAAUUUAUGAGCUGAAAAAGCAUAGCAUAACAUUUUUUAGUGUCCAUUUCCCAAAAUUGAAGAAAAUUUUCUCUUGGAUACCCAUAAUUAUGUCCUGAAAUAUUUUUGCAAUGUUACCAUAUGAGCUACAGACAAAGGUACAGAUACAAAUUUUCCGCACAAAUUUGGCUUAAUGCCGAAUCUAUAGUCCAUUUCAUACUAUGAAAACCAAAGUAAUAAUAUGGUGCUGUUUAGAAGUUACAGAUUUACAAAAAGAAGCCAUAUUGAAUUUUGCUUUGCUGCCUGAACGCCGAACCAAAUUUGUCUGACAGCUUCAGUUCAACGUGUAUGCGAGAAGUGUGUGUCAACACCAGAAAAUAUUGCCACAGGCACAAUAAGGUUACUGUCAAACCUAAGAAGGAGGUCUGUUUGAACGUUUAAUUUAAUAUACUAAGUGACAUAUAAAUCCGAACACCCAGUUUAAAUGGUUUUAUUUUAAUAAAUUUUGUAUAAGUACUUAAUGAAGCAUAAUAAGUAAAUGAUAAAUUCAAAAUGAUUGCACUGCUUUAAAGCCCUUUGAC
Molecule: messenger RNA, 1778 nt
Organism: Acanthoscelides obtectus
Lineage: Eukaryota; Metazoa; Arthropoda; Insecta; Coleoptera; Chrysomelidae
Source: the annotation of a GenBank genome assembly